Molecule: messenger RNA, 2202 nt
Organism: Balaenoptera acutorostrata (minke whale)
Lineage: Eukaryota; Metazoa; Chordata; Mammalia; Artiodactyla; Balaenopteridae
Gene: C3H10orf67
Product: chromosome 3 C10orf67 homolog
Exons: 17
Source: RefSeq, a predicted model, not a curated record
AUGGGAUUGCUCUGAGAGCCCAAGGCUCAUUAUGCAAAGGGCAUCGUUAUUAGAUGGGUGCACUAUUUUUCAUCCUCCCGGAAGCUGACCUUUAGCAUAGGGAGGAAGGAGGCUGAGCUCAGAGCUUUAGCACAGGAGAAGGCGCGGAGAGUUCGGGGCGUGGUGGGCUGCCGCAGGGUUUUCUACAGGAGUCCGGCUCUCCUGGGGACAUGUCAGCGGCGGCCUGGCCCGUGCGAACCGAGAGCAGGAAGCCGUGAGCCAGGCGGGCCGUGGAAGCGGCAGCGCGUCGACUCCCGGGCAGUCUCCAGGCCGCCCGCGGCGCCCGCGCCCUCAGGAUUCCGGCGCUCUGCCGGUUCCCCGGGAGUCGCCAUGGCAACGAACGCCGGGUCCUGGACUCGGCGGGAGGCGCCCGGCCCAGCUGCCACCUCCGCGGCUCCGAUGGAGAGCUGUGCCGACGCACCCGAGACCGAGGAGUGCUGGAAGAUCAUCGAGAACCUCGAGUCCACUAUUGAACAAUUCCAGUUCAGCCCCAGAUUUAACAUUUCAGAUGAUUUGAAGGUUGGCUUUUUCAGCACAGACCAUGCUACUCAAACGGAUUCCAGUGAGAUUUUGCCAUUAAAAGAGUUGAGUUCAUCUACACAAAAGCUAGUACAGAAUGAGGAUACCUUAAGAAAAUGCUACAAUCAGCAGCUGGCCGAUGCCAUAGCUACUAUCAAAGGAAUGUACCAGCAAUUCUUUGAGGUGGAAGAAGAGAAGACAUCUGUGCAUGAUGCAAGGACUGUCAAAAUGAAUAUUUUGUUAAAAAAACUGAAGGAGAAAGAAGAACUCAUUAAGGAAUUAAGAGAAGAACUGGACCAAUAUGAAGAAUUUGGAUCUCAAAAUGUUGACUCUUUUAUCAAAGACGGCAGCCCUCUAAGAACAGCUCUGGAAAAGGAAAAUUUGGAGUACAAAGUGGAAAAUGAGAGACUGCUUCAAGUCAUUUCAGAGCUCGAAGAAGAAAUCCAACUCAAUCUAAAAGAAAAUUCAGUAUUAGAAGAUGAAAUUAUAAGUCUGAAAGAGAUGGCAGAAAAGGAUCAUAAAACCAUUCAAAAGCUAAUCAAUGGCAGAGACAAAUUAAUAUGUGAGCUUGAUUUUGAAAAAUCAUUAGUGCAAGAAAUGGUUAAUAAACAGAAAGAGGACCUUGAAAUGAGAAGAAAGUUUGACGCCAUAGUCGCCAAGAGCCCCAGAGACAUCAAGGGGAAGGAAACCACAUUGUCCCCGUGGCCCUCACAGCCCGGGAGUGCAGGCGCUCCGAGGCCACAUUCUUCCUCCAUCGUUUCAUUGCUUCCAAAGGCCGAAAGAGUCAAGAGUCCAAAGAAGGCUUCAAAGGAAGAGCAGCCUACGGUUAGACAUGCAAUACCUGCUGCGAUGCAUGGAGAAAAAGCGAGACUAUCAGUGGCUAAGAUUGAAGAAGAGAAACGUGGUUUGGAAGAGCAAAUAGAAAUGUUAAAGGCUAAGUUAGAGAAAGAGAAAAAGAAGUCGGAGAGGAUUGAGAAGGAAUCAGAUCAGAUCAACAAAAACUGGGAAAAGAAAUUCUUAAUUCUCAGGAACAGCUUUCACGUCCUUAAGAACGAGAUGUUUACUAGGCACACAUUGUUCCGUCAGUUUGCAAUGCUGGCUGACACAUCCUUCAAUUAUGUUAAAGUUAAACCUUUAUUUGUGCGAUCCAAAGUGAAAUUGAUAACAGCGUCGACAUCUUCUGCAAAUGUUUAUCAUGCAUCUUCGAUAGACAACAGGUAUGUCGACCUAGACAGGGAUCACAUAUCCCUCCCUCCUUCACCAAGAGUGAGGCUGUCAGAAACCCUGGAAGAAGAGCCUUUGGAGAAGCCGUCGAUGCCCCAGAACACCCCAGUGAACGGUACAGAUGCUCCUGAGUGGGCACAGGACAGUGGGCUGCGCAGAGCGGGACCCCAGGAAGAGGGCCCUCCCCGUCCUGGCGUAAGGACUGCCUCCCUGACAAGGGACACCGUCUCCAAGGCGUUUCUAACGUAACUGUUCCGUCUCGCCACAUGUCGCACACGCUCUGGAGCACCGCGCUUGAAGAGAAGGCCAAGUAUGCGCUCUGUGCGCACCUUUCCAAGCUCGGAAGGAAACCCCGCUCGCUGGCGCUUGGUGAGCGGGGCGCACAGACCCUGAGCCGCCGCCAAAUCCAUCCAGGCGCUU